This is a messenger RNA of Helianthus annuus (common sunflower), 1407 nucleotides long. RefSeq lists its product as uncharacterized. The record is from RefSeq and is a predicted model, not a curated record. The transcript has 2 exons. The coding region runs from base 1 to 1350 and encodes 449 amino acids. Lineage: Eukaryota; Viridiplantae; Streptophyta; Magnoliopsida; Asterales; Asteraceae.
AUGAACAAAGAAAUACGACAAAAGGAUACAAAAGAAACAAACAGAGAUCAACAAGAUCUCAAAUACAACACUGAUCUCUACAACAGAGAUCUAAGAACAGAUAAAACUCUUCAACAGCUUUCUUUAAACUUUGAUGAACUUGAUCAUGCCAUCAGCAAAGACGGUGAAACUUCAACUCCUGUUGCUUACCAAGAGAUUGACAAGGGUACUGCUGUUUCUGAUUUUGUUGAAGUGGACGAUGCUAUCAUAAAAGAUGAUGAAUUUCAAUCACUGCUGAAGUCUCUUGCUCCUCCAGAGAUUGACAUGUCUGUCUUUUCUAAUCUUCUUGAUUUUGAUACUAUCAUCAAGAAUCAUGACUUUGAAACACUGGUAACGUCUCUUGCUUCUAUCGAAUCUGAUUCAGAUGACGGUUAUAGUUAUUGGGAACAACUGGGUCUUGAUAACAACAAUGAGGAUGAAUUUGAAUCGCUUCAAGCGUUGCUUGCUCCUAUAGAGAAUGACAAGUGUGCUUCUGAUGAUUUCACGUUUGAUGGUAUCAUGGAGCACAUCACCAACUGUUCAAAUCGUCAUAAUAGGACGAAGGAUGACACACUUAGAGAUAUUUGUGAAAUGGUUAACAUAGGGCUAGGUCGUGGUGACUUUAGAAAGGAUCAGCUUGGAGUAACACCUUCUGAAGGUGCUCAAAGAAUUGUGGAACUUGCUUAUUGGUAUAAGAUUCCUCUCAGAUCAGCCCCUGGGGAAAGGAUCCGACUGAAUAGCGACACUUUAACUUUUGUUCGUGCUAUAGCUUGUUUCCCGCAUAUGGCAAGUUCUUUACUGUGUAAAACAUUUGGAAUGGCGAAGAAUGGUGCAAAUUCUGGUUUAGCUUCUGAGCAACUGCCUGAUUCAAUGAAGCAUUCGGGAUUUCCGGGUUUAAUUCCCAAGUGUUGUGACCCUUAUUUGAUGAAAGCUUAUUUGUUUUCUCAUACCGCCUAUAUGGUUGAUUUUGGCAAGUUGAUCAACCCGGGUGAUAAGAGGGGCGUGAAAGCAAUAGCGUUAAAUCAGCUUGAGUAUUCUAAGGCUGGAGUUGAAAAGUUACCAUAUGAUGAUGAGUUUAGAGUUGCUAUUUUAAGAGAGGUUGGUUUGACGGACCCUGCUGUUUUCAAGAAGAUCGUUGAUGUUUGUAACAAUGUGUGUAAGGUGGUUGAUGAGCCUGAGCUAACCUGGGAAACUGCUGAGAAGAAUCUUAUCAAGAAUAACAUGAUAUGUUUUUUUGAAGAUCAUAGCAAGGAUGUGGCUGUUGGUGAGCAAGUGAAGGAUUUGGCUGAUAAGCUGAUGGCGGCUAGUAUGCGUGAUUCUUUCUUUCCGUGAAUUAGUUGUUUGAAGCUACCUUUCCUCUUUUUAUUUCUUGGUAUUUUGGGUUUUUUU